CAAUCGGAGAAGAGUUGAAUGAGUGGUGAUUUAGGGUAGACUGUUUGACUACGGUCAUUGUUUUAGCAUUUUCAGAAAGAAAAUAUUUUAUUGGCGAUAUUUUUACUAUAUUGUGUGGAUGAGUUGAAUGAGAAAGUAUUUCUUUAAAUUUAAAACAAACACAUAGUUAUCCUUAAUUAUUUUAAUAAAUUUGAAAGCAAUUCCACUACUUCAGCCUUUAAGAUUAAUUAUUAUUUUUUUCCAUUGUGAAAGGGAAACAGUUUAGUUGUGGGAAGUUCCUUGGGUGUGAAAGAAAAAAUGGGUAAGAAACCUAUAGCUCGGAAGCGUCAAGGAAAGGGUACCACGGCCAUGCUUCAGCCUAAGGACCCUUCUGGAGGAGUGGAAAAGCAACCCGAAAGCUCCAAACCUUUGUCCCAAAAUGCAAAUUUGCAACCUAAGAAAAGAAAUCCUCCGUUGAAGACUGUAGAAUCACUGCCUAAAACGCAGACAAAUCCUGCCGAUUUGUCUUCACUUACAAAGGUCAAGAAACAUGGUACUCUUUAUGCGGUUAGGAGAUCCGAACGCCUUCAAGCCACGAUUUCUCCUUCUCAAGACAAGGAAAUCGAACGUUUAAUUGAUGAGAUAACUCUAAGUGAAGGUGAGAAAGAUGAGGUGCCACUCGAUCAUGAGGAUGGGGAACUACCAGAGCCAAUCCAGACACAGAUGACCAUGGAAGAAAAAUUUGACUAUCUUUUUCAACAAAUUGAAGAACUACAAAAGACUCUAGAAACCUUCAAGUUCCAGGCUACAAGGGAUUCUUCCCCAACUGGAAGCCCUACGGCAGCAGAUGUCCGAUAUAGAAACUUGUAUUUUGAAUCACAAAAGAAGAUCGAGGCACUGACAAAUGAAAACCACCAGCUUGCUCUCAAGUUGGAACGAGCUCUCGGUAAACUUGAAGCAUACGAUAAUGGGGCGUGUGCAGCUUCUGAAGGACUGAAGAAAAUGAAGGAGCUGAUAUUGUUGACGAAUUUGGCAAGAUCAACUGAAACAGCAGUGAAUUUUUCUACACAGACCUUUCCUUCAAUGGAUGGAGGUGUUGAGGCAAUAGCUAGUCCUAAAAGAAAGAAACCUCGUACUGGGAAAUAGGCUUUGUUUUUAGAUAGCUCUUUAUCUUGGUUUUGGUUUGGAAUUGACAAGUCGAUGGUGUUAUCGUUUCAUCCCAACUUCCGACAUUUGUGUUUGGUAAUGCUAAUUUGCUUUCACCACUUAUCUUUAACUUUUAUUAAUUACAAA
Molecule: messenger RNA, 1272 nt
Organism: Gossypium arboreum
Lineage: Eukaryota; Viridiplantae; Streptophyta; Magnoliopsida; Malvales; Malvaceae
Exons: 5
Coding region: 298-1125 (275 amino acids)
Source: RefSeq, a predicted model, not a curated record